AUGGGCUCCGAGCGCUACCCCGUGCAUCACAACGGAAUCUAUCACAACCUCCCCACCUUCGACCCAUCGAUCACCGGCUUAACAGCUAUAGUCACGGGCGCCAAUGGGAUAUCCGGCUUCCACACCCUCCGAGUACUCCUCGAAAGCCCGGAAAGAUGGACCAAGGUCUAUGCAUUGUCCCGCCGCCCUCCGCCGCAGGAGAUGAUGGGCCUGCUCUCCGAAUCGCAGCGCUCGCGCGUGCAACAUGUAGCCGCGGACUUUCUUGAAGAGCCCGCGAGCAUCGCCGAUGUCCUCAGGGCAAACAAAGUCACUGCCGACUACAUCUUCUUCUAUUCAUAUCUCCAGCCCAAGCCCCCGCCAGGCGCCGCCGCCUGGUCCAACGCCGACGAACUCGUCAAAGUCAACUCCGCUCUUUUGGACAACUUCCUCCAAGCCAUCACUAUUGCCGGAAUCACCCCGAAACGGUUCCUCCUCCAAACUGGCGCAAAGAACUACGGCAUCCAGAUCGGUCGCGUCCGCACGCCAGCCGUCGAAUCGGAUCCGCAGCCGUCGCAUCUGGAGCCAAACUUCUACUAUCCGCAAGAACGGUCCCUCUUCGAAUACUGCAAGGCGCAGGGUAGCGCGUGGAAUGUCAUCCGCCCGGCUUGGGUGCUCGGCGCCGUGAAUAACGCGCAGAUGAAUGCCCUCCUCCCGGUGGCGAUAUAUGCCGCUGUGCAAGCGCACAAGGGCGAGCCUAUCGCUUUCCCGGGCGACUGGGAGAUGUGGCAGUAUGAGUCGCAUCAUUCGACAGCCAUGUUGACGGGGUACCUUUCGGAGUGGGCGGUCUUGGAAGAAAAGACCACGAACGAGGCGUUCAACGCCCAGGACACGGGGUCUAUGACCUGGGAUAGACUCUACGAGGCAUUGGCCCGCUGGUUUGGGGUUACAAAGGGCGUUGUGCCGCCUGAAGAGGAUCCGUCCAAGUUUACUGAGUUGGUAGGGAAAGCGGGUGCGGAUACACCGAUGGGAUAUGGCCCACCGCUUGUACAUCGGGCUUCUUUCUCGUUGGUAGAUUGGGCCUCCAAGCCGGAGAACAAGACAGCAUGGUCGCAACUGCAGAAGGAGUCUGGUGGCCAGCUCCGUUCAGAGCCUUUUGACGACGUCGAAGAGAACUUUGUCUUUGGCGACCAGGCCUUCGCCAAGGUGCCCGGUUUGUCGAUGAACAAGGCGCGACGGUUAGGUUGGACGGGCUUUGUGGAUACAUUUGAAUCCCUGUUUCAGGUCUAUGCUGAGAUGGGCGAUCUGGGUAUGUUACCGCGUUUAAAAGUCGACCGACCAGAACCACUUGUCUAA
Penicillium chermesinum is the source of this 1332-nucleotide messenger RNA. RefSeq names its product SDR family oxidoreductase. The coding region runs from base 1 to 1332 and encodes 443 amino acids. The transcript is spliced from 2 exons. The record is from RefSeq and is a predicted model, not a curated record. NCBI's taxonomy places the organism in Eukaryota, Fungi, Ascomycota, Eurotiomycetes, Eurotiales, Aspergillaceae.